GCCGUAAGCCGCUUAGAUAGUACUAGCAGUAGGUAGGCUAUAAAUACCCCCACCCAACCGCCAAAUUUCUCACUUUCCUCCACCCAUCAUAAUGGCCCAGCGGCGAUACUUUCUUCUUGAUGAGCGGGUGCCCAAAAGCGAGAUUGAUAGUUUUAUUUGUCGGGUUGUCGAGACCUUCUCGCUGCCCCAGACCAGAUUCGCGCCAUCGCCUUCUCGUACCCCCGGUCAGCCAUCGCAUAACACGAAUGAUAUCAUCCCUGAUAUCCUUCCAGAGCCCGUUUUGACGACCAACCGAAAGGAUCUGAUCCAAGUUGCUCGUAAAAAGGGCAUACGCGCCCAAUUAUCCAUACUGUUACAUAUUGAUGUCACACGCGGCUCGAUAGAAAAACGCCAACUUGAAAGCAACAUUGUGAAGCAGUACGCGCUGCCCAAUCCUGAACACUGCUUCAAAGUUCUCAUGCAGAAUGAACACUAUGCUCAAGAUGUUCAAGAGCUCUUGGAACGCACAAAAACUCACCGUGCGUACCUGGUCACUGGCUUUCUCACUGCUGUUGGAACAACCUGGACAAUCGAGAGCACAUCUAGCACGGAAAAUGGCUUUGGUGUCAACGUUCCGGUGUCGAUUUUUCUCAGCGUACCUGCUGGAGACGUAUUGAAUUUCACUCUCCAGCCUCAGAUAUGUUCCGAGACACUAAACAGUCGUGAAUUAUUCUCUGAGGAGGAAGAGAUCUUUGCGGUAUCAUACUCUGUCGUCGAUUUGAAACGCCACGGCUGCCUGUUGCCGGGCUUCGGCAUCAAAACUCCAGUUUUGGGGCUCCAGAAAAGGGCAAAGGCCUAUCACCUGGCUCUUGGAGACAGUGAUGAUAGUAGCGAAGAGUUCGAGUUCGAUUCGGAUAAUGAGUUUGUUGAUACGCAUACCAAACUCUCGGACGAGGUAAUCCUCAAUGUUGAUCACAACAUAGAGAUCGGGGGGCAGAUAUAUUUCGAGGUUGAGUCCAUUUUGAACCCCGAGUGAAACCCCAUAGAAAUUAUUCGAUCAUUAUUCUAUGAGGCUGAUACAGACUUAGUAGUUUUGCUAAGUUAGGAAGAUUGAAUCAGAGGUGGUCGAGGGCAAAGGCAAUCUCCAGAUGCAGAUUUACUAAAUUGAAUGGGAGUCAUUGAGCGAACA
Aspergillus pseudotamarii is the source of this 1168-nucleotide messenger RNA. RefSeq lists its product as uncharacterized. The transcript has a single exon. NCBI's taxonomy places the organism in Eukaryota, Fungi, Ascomycota, Eurotiomycetes, Eurotiales, Aspergillaceae. Bases 92 to 1015 code for a protein of 307 amino acids. The record is from RefSeq and is a predicted model, not a curated record.